This is a messenger RNA of Salvia hispanica, 2190 nucleotides long. It is a transcript of the gene INT4, whose product is annotated as inositol transporter 4. The record is from RefSeq and is a predicted model, not a curated record. NCBI's taxonomy places the organism in Eukaryota, Viridiplantae, Streptophyta, Magnoliopsida, Lamiales, Lamiaceae. Gene Ontology annotation, molecular function: myo-inositol:proton symporter activity. Gene Ontology annotation, cellular component: membrane. Gene Ontology annotation, biological process: myo-inositol transport; transmembrane transport.
AUCCAUCAACCUUGCUUCUUCAAUUUUCUGUUUCUUUCAUCGUUUCAAACGAUUCAUUCAUUUUUAAUCUUUUUGUGUCCCAAACGGCAUUGUUUGAUGCUAAUCCGUAUACAGUCACAUUUGUUUCUGAUUUUGGACUUUGUUUUUUAUCAACACAUCUCUUCAAUUUGAUUUUUUGGUGUUUGUGUAAUCGAUUUUAGUAUUUUUAAUCACUCAUAAAUUCCAGAUUCGAUGAGAUAUGGAGAAAUUAUUGGUUUUGUUUCGAGGGAUUUUUUAUUUUAGUAUUAUAAAAAGAGGGGAUUUUGAUGCUAGAAUGAUGAAUAUAGAGAAAGCUUACAAUUUGGAAUAAAAAGGUAGCCGGUGAACAUGGAGGGCGGCGUUGUUAAACCGGAUAAAACAGCGUUCACGGAUUGCUGGCGAAUAUCAUGGCAGAAACCUUAUAUUAUGAGGCUUGCCUUCUCAGCUGGUCUUGGAGGCCUAUUGUUUGGUUAUGAUACAGGUGUUAUUUCUGGAGCCUUGCUCUAUAUUCGCGAGGACUUUACAGCUGUCGAAAAGAAGACAUGGUUGCAGGAAACAAUAGUUAGCAUGGCUGUAGCCGGUGCUAUUGUUGGUGCUGGAUUCGGUGGUGUAUUAAACGACAAGUAUGGGCGAAAGAAAUCAAUUAUGUUGGCUGAUAUACUGUUUUUUAUUGGUGCCAUUGUUAUGGCUUUCUCUGUAGCUCCUUGGAUGAUAAUCCUGGGAAGAAUUUUUGUUGGCCUUGGUGUCGGGAUGGCGUCCAUGACGUCGCCACUUUAUAUCUCGGAAGCAUCACCGGCUAGAAUCAGGGGAGCACUUGUCAGCACCAAUGGCCUCCUGAUCACAGGAGGACAAUUCUUGUCAUAUCUCAUCAAUCUGGCAUUCACCAAUGCACCAGGAACGUGGCGAUGGAUGCUCGGUAUAGCUGGACUUCCGGCCCUCCUUCAGUUUUUCCUAAUGCUGUCACUUCCCGAGUCUCCUAGAUGGUUAUAUCGGCAGGGAAAUGUGAAAGAAGCUAGGGGCAUUUUGGAGAAAAUCUACCCUGCAGAUGAAGUUGAAGACGAGAUGAAGGCUUUGGAGACAUCGGUCGAGGCUGAGAAGGCGGAUGAAGGUUCCAUGGGAGACACUCUAAUUGCAAAGAUGAAGCACAUUUGGGGUAACGACGUGGUGCGUAGAGGGCUGUACGCAGGCGUGACUGUGCAGGUGGCUCAACAGUUUGUAGGCAUAAACACGGUGAUGUACUACAGUCCCACUAUAGUCCAGUUCGCAGGGUUUGCUUCGAAGCAGACAGCCAUGGCGCUGUCUCUCAUCACCUCCGGCCUAAACGCAGUCGGGUCCAUCGGGAGCAUGUUCACCGUGGACAGAUAUGGGAGGAGAAAGCUGAUGAUCAUAUCAAUGUUUGGAAUCAUAAGCUGCCUCGUCGUGCUGGCUGCCCUAUUCCACCAGGCCUCCGAGCACGCCCCGCCUGUCACUAGCCUCGAGUCUCUUCACUUUGGCGCGAACGCCACAUGUUAUAAAUAUGUCCAGGCCUCCCAGCCAUCAAACUGGAACUGCAUGACUUGCCUCAAAUCCUCCUCUGACUGCGCCUUCUGUGCUAACGGAAAAUAUCGUGCGGGAGCAUGCUUGGGCGUGACGGACGCAGUAAAAGGCAUGUGUGGGGCGGAACAUCGGACGUGGUACACGCAAGGUUGUCCGAGCAAGUUUGGGAUAUACACAGUGCUUCUGUUGGGUUUGUACAUCAUAGCUUACUCACCCGGAAUGGGAACUGUGCCGUGGAUCGUCAACUCAGAGAUAUAUCCUCUAAAAUACAGAGGCAUCGGAGGGGGGAUCGCAGCAGUAUCGAAUUGGGUGUCAAAUCUCAUUGUGAGCGAGACCUUCUUGACUCUGACAGAAACGCUUGGUCCGGCGGCCACAUUCCUGUUGUUUGCGGGAUUUUCGGCUAUCGGACUCGUAGCCAUAUAUUUCCUGGUACCUGAGACCAAGGGGCUGCAGUUCGAGGAAGUGGAGAAGAUGCUGCAAAAGGGUUUCAGACCCAAGCUAUGUUGCUCUUCCAAGGAUGAAGGCGACGCGGUUGAACGCAACUAGUUUGUGUUUAUUAUGCUUUAACUUUCUACUAGUGUGAUAUAUUUAUGCCCACCAAGUGCUUAUAAGUUUGAUAGAUUUGCAUUAUCAUGA